Messenger RNA from Linum tenue, 2682 nucleotides. NCBI's taxonomy places the organism in Eukaryota, Viridiplantae, Streptophyta, Magnoliopsida, Malpighiales, Linaceae. The record is from the annotation of a GenBank genome assembly.
UGUGGAGCGAUUCCUUGGACAGACUUUGGGAACUUUAUGGAUUGACUCUAUAGUUUAAUAAUGGGAUUAUUACAAUUCGAGACAUAUAUCCACCGCAACUGGUCACAAUUUGAUCCAAACCGGCCGCCUGCUUUUCCAGUCACCACAUCCCUAUCUGUUUAUUGUUCCUUACCCACAGAAAGAAGGAAUCAGCCUCUACCCAGAAACAAAAGAGUGUACCAAAGCAACAAGAAGAAGAAGACAAUGAGUUCGUCGCCGUCAAAAACAUUGAGAAAAUUGGAGGUAGUUUCUCCAGUUCCCGCGGACAUUGAUAUCGCUAACUCUGUGGAGCCUUCCCAUAUUUCCCAGAUUGCCGAGGACCUUAAUCUCAAGCCUGCCCAUUAUGAUCUUUACGGCAAAUACAAGGCCAAGGUGCUGCUGUCAGUUGUUGAUGAGCUGCAAGGAUCAAGCGAUGGAUACUAUGUGGUUGUCGGUGGAAUCACUCCUACCCCACUCGGAGAGGGCAAAUCCACUACUACUGUUGGCCUUUGUCAAGCUUUGGGUGCAUUUCUUGACAAAAAGGUUGUUACUUGCCUUCGUCAACCAUCACAAGGACCGACUUUUGGAAUCAAAGGAGGUGCUGCAGGUGGUGGUUACAGUCAAGUUAUCCCAAUGGAUGAAUUCAAUCUGCAUAUGACCGGAGACAUCCAUGCCAUAACUGCUGCGAACAAUCUGCUAGCAGCUGCAAUUGACACCAGGAUAUUCCAUGAAUCCUCCCAAUCUGACAAGGCGCUCUUUAAUCGAUUAUGUCCCCCAAAUAAGGAAGGAAAACGGAAGUUCAGUGACAUAAUGUUCAGGCGUCUGAAGAAGCUAGGCAUCACAAAGACCACACCCGAGGACUUGACUCCAGAAGAAGCAAAGAGAUUUGCAAGGCUCGAUAUUGAUCCGGAAUCCAUCACAUGGAGGAGAGUGAUGGAUGUUAAUGAUAGGUUCUUGAGGAAGAUCAGUAUUGGAGAAGGUCCCGACGAGAAAGGGAUGGUGAGAGAGACUGGGUUCGAUAUCUCGGUUGCUAGCGAAAUCAUGGCUGUGCUGGCCUUGACUACAUCACUAUCUGAUAUGAGAGAGAGGUUGGGGAAAAUGGUGGUUGGGAAUAGCAGGGCUGGUGAGCCAGUGACUGCUGAUGAUCUAGGAGUUGGGGGAGCCUUGACCGUGCUGAUGAAAGAUGCCAUCAACCCUACUUUAAUGCAGACCCUUGAAGGGACUCCAGUUCUCGUUCAUGCUGGUCCUUUUGCCAACAUAGCUCAUGGCAAUUCGUCUGUCGUAGCUGACAAAAUCGCUCUGAAGCUUGUAGGACCUGGUGGGUUUGUGGUCACUGAGGCAGGGUUUGGGGCAGAUAUAGGUACAGAGAAGUUCAUGAACAUCAAAUGCCGGUAUAGUGGGUUGACGCCACAGUGUGCUAUCAUUGUUGCGACGAUAAGGGCCUUGAAGAUGCAUGGCGGUGGUCCAGAUGUUGUUGCCGGAAAGCCUCUUGAUCGUGCCUACACGACCGAGAAUGUUGCGUUGGUUGAGGCCGGCUGUAUUAACUUGGCGAGACAUGUGGCAAACACGAAGGCUUAUGGUGUGAAUGUUGUGGUUGCGGUGAAUAUGUUCUCAACAGACACUGAGGCUGAACUCAAUGCUGUUAGAGAUGCUGCGUUGGCUGCUGGGGCGUUUGAUGCUGUUGUGUGUACUCACCAUGCACAUGGUGGGAAAGGAGCGGUGGACCUUGGGCUAGCUGUUCAGCGAGCCUGCGAGAAUGUGAAUCAGCCAUUGAAGUUUCUAUACCCUCUGGACAUUGGUAUCAAGGACAAAAUCGAGGCAAUAGCUAAGUCGUACGGAGCAAGUGGUGUCGAGUACUCGGAGCUGGCCGAGAAACAAAUAGAGAUGUACACUAAACAAGGAUUCUCAGGCCUACCAAUCUGUAUGGCGAAAACUCAGUACUCGUUCUCGCACAAUGCAGCUUCAAAGGGAGCUCCAAGUGGAUUCAUGCUGCCUAUCAGGGAUGUUAGAGCCAGCAUUGGCGCUGGUUUCAUCUACCCUUUGGUAGGGACGAUGAGCACCAUGCCUGGCCUUCCAACCAGGCCUUGCUUCUACGAGAUCGAUCUCGAUACCGCCACUGGGAAGGUCAUUGGCCUCUCUUGAAAAGCCAGCAAGGCCAUUGGAUUUAUCUGUGCUUCGUGUUGAAAACACAUGAGCAACUUUGUGCUUUACUUGAUUGUGUCAUUCGUUUGACUUUAUAACUCUUCUUGAGCAUUUCUGGCCGUCGAUAAGGGUUAAGGUAACCUAAGAUGUACGUAAUUCAGCUGUAGACAUUGUCUAUGUACAUUUUAUCUGGUAGAGCUAAAGAAAUAAAACUAUGAAAGAGGACCUGGUUGCUUGAUCAUAAGGUUACAAAGGCUUGGUAUAGUUAGAUUAAAAAUAAGGAGAUGAUGAUUAUUCAAUUUGUUUUGUUUUUUCCUUGCAUUUUUAGUCCAGUAUAGUUAGAAAAUAAAAGAAGAUUGGGUUGUUUGAUCAUAUAUGCACUAUUAGUGAAUAUGGUUUGGUUCACUCUAUGGUCAUAUGGAAGAUGAAAGAAAAAUCAGGACCAAUAUUGAAUCAAAAGAGUAUUCAAUUCUUUUUCUUUUCUUUCUAAUAAUAAAUUUUUUUUUUAUUUUAGAACGAAAA